This is a messenger RNA of Athalia rosae (coleseed sawfly), 1258 nucleotides long. RefSeq names its product pyrroline-5-carboxylate reductase (gene P5cr). Gene Ontology annotation, biological process: L-proline biosynthetic process. NCBI's taxonomy places the organism in Eukaryota, Metazoa, Arthropoda, Insecta, Hymenoptera, Athaliidae. The coding region runs from base 149 to 1000 and encodes 283 amino acids. Gene Ontology annotation, molecular function: pyrroline-5-carboxylate reductase activity. The transcript is spliced from 7 exons. The record is from RefSeq and is a predicted model, not a curated record.
UUUUUUUACUAUCGUAUACAUGAGACAGGUGGUAUUUAAAUACACUUCUCUCUGGGCCAUUUGUUUACCAUGUUGACAGGAGAUUGAUGGGAGGGUGGAUGGACGUUGGGUUUACUCGACCUGAACACUGUCUCACCAAGAAUUCAUUAUGGAUGCACUCCAAAAUUUAACAAAUAUGAACAUUGGGUUCAUCGGAGGUGGAAACAUGGCUAGUGCCAUUGGUGCAGGUCUUAUUCGUAAAGGUAUAUUGAACGCUGAUAAUGUCUGGGUGUCUGGGAAAACAAACCGGUCGUUUGAAUUUUGGAAUGAUUUAGGAGCUCAUACAACAUUAAAUAAUGCACAGGUUGUUGAAAAUAGUGAUAUUAUAUUUCUGUCGAUGAAACCUCCCAUGUUAGAUGAUGCUCUAGCUGGGAUUGCAAAUGGUUUAAGCAAAAAAGUAACAGGAAAAUUAUAUGUGUCUGUACUGGUCGGUGUGACUUUGAAUGUUCUUUACUCUAAACUGAGUGCUAUUUUACCUGAACCCAGAAUAGUCAGAACAAUGCCUAAUACCCCUAUGAUGGUUGGUGAGGGUGUAAUUGUGUGGUGUUCGAAGGGUGCAACUCUUGAAGAUCAAAAUCAUGUGAACGCUAUGUUUUCACCUCUCGGAAUUAGUGAAAAAGUAGAAGAAUAUCUCAUGAAUCCUAUUGGUGGGCUAACAUCUUCUGCUCCUGCUUACGCAUACUUGAUUACUGAAGCCCUUGCUGAUGGCGCUGUGAAAAUGGGCGUCCCACGUGCAUUGGCUACCAAAUUCUCAGCACAAGUCCUAGUAGGAGCUGGCAAAAUGGUUCUGCAAACUGGACGUCAUCCAGGUCAAUUGAAAGAUGAAGUCUGCUCUCCAGGUGGCACUACCAUAACAGGAAUGUAUGCUUUGGAACAAGGUGGUGUCAGGGGAGCUUUAAUGAAUGCAGUCGAAUCAGGUGUGAAAAGAUCAGAGGAGCUAGCUGCUGCAAUGACCAAAUAAUUUAUUACCCAAUCUGCAGUUCCUGACAAUUAUUCAAAUUGGCUGUAAGACAUUAUAUAUGAAAUAUUAUUUCAUUUCUAUUCAUGUUCAAAUCAUAUGAGUGUUACAUGUAACUCCAGUCUAUGUAUGUGUAUAAAUUUGUAGACUUUUAAAAUUCUUUUACAGCUACGAAACGAUGGGUUUAUAUUGUACUAAAAAUAACUAGCAUAUUGCUGUGAGUUAUUUUACUGAUAACAUUAAAGAGUGAAUUGAUUCUAA